Molecule: messenger RNA, 1672 nt
Organism: Abrus precatorius (Indian licorice)
Lineage: Eukaryota; Viridiplantae; Streptophyta; Magnoliopsida; Fabales; Fabaceae
Product: pentatricopeptide repeat-containing protein At1g07590, mitochondrial
Exons: 2
Coding region: 42-1574 (510 amino acids)
Cellular component (GO): mitochondrion
Molecular function (GO): protein binding
Source: RefSeq, a predicted model, not a curated record
GGAUUUGGGGUUGCGAGAGAAGGGGAAAGACAAGCACAAGCAUGAGAAGGGUGACAGGCAUUCUCGUACGACAGAGGUUCGUUCAGGCAAUGCGUCGAACACCUUGUGUCUUCGAAACCCAUCUUAGUUUGAAACAGUUGAGCACCCAAUCAACACAAAACCAAGAUUCCCUGUCUCGGAGAAUCGAGCGUCUCCCCAAAGGAGAAUCGGUCGGGUCUGCUUUCCGCAGUUGGAUGAGAGAUGGCUUCCCCGUUCACGGUGGUGACAUCUUUCACGCCAUUAACCGUCUGAGAAAGCUCAACAUGAACAAGCGCGCCCUUGAGGUGAUGGAAUGGGUGAUUAGGGAGAAACCCUAUAGACCUAGGGAACUGGAUUACUCUUAUCUUGUGGAAUUCACAACUAAGCUUCAUGGGAUUUCACAUGGCGAGAAGCUCUUUUCUCACAUUCCUUGUGAGUUUCAGAAUGAGUUGCUUUACAACAAUCUAGUGAUUGCAUGCUUGGAUAAAGGUGUUAUAAGGCUUUCACUUGAGUACAUGAAAAAAAUGAGGGAAUUGGGUUUGCCCAUUUCCCACUUGGUUUUCAACCGCCUCAUAAUUCUGCAUUCUGCGCCGAGUUGCAAGAAGAUGAUACCCAAGUUGCUCACCCAAAUGAAGGCUGAUAAAGUCACCCCACAUGUGUCCACCUACAAUAUUUUGAUGAAAAUAGAGGCCAAUGAACAUAAUCUUGAGAAUUUGGUGAAGGUAUUCAGUCGUAUGAAGGAUGCUCAGGUUGAACCAAACGAAAUAUCUUACUGCAUUUUAGCUAUUGCUCAUGCAGUGGCCAGAUUAUAUGCUGCAACUGAAUCAUAUGUCGAAUCUGUGGAGAAGUCUAUUACAGGGAAUAAUUGGUCAACAUUGGAUGUUCUGCUUAUGUUGUAUGGAUAUCUGGGGAACCAAAAGGAGCUCGAAAGAGUUUGGACCAUGAUUCGAGAACUUCCCUUUGUUAGAUCUAAAAGUUACUUGUUAGCCAUUGAAGCAUUUGGUAGAAUCGGACAGCUAAAUCGAGCUGAAGAACUUUGGUUAGAAAUGAAAUCAACAAAAGGAUUGAAAUCUGUAAAGCAAUUCAAUUCAAUGAUGUCUGUAUAUUGCAAACAUGGAUUUGUUGACAAAGCAGCUAGACUGUACAAAAAUAUGAAGACAAAUGGGUGCAAACCAAAUGCCAUAACUUAUCGUCAGCUUGCUCUGGGCUGCUUUAAAUCUGGUAUGGCAGAGAAAGCUUUGAAGACAUUAGACUUGGGCUUGCGUUUGAAAAUUAGCAAGAGGGUUAGGAAUUCAACUCCAUGGUUGGAGACCACUCUUUCAAUUGUUGAGAUUUUAGCUGAAAAAGGCGAUGUAGGAAAUGUUGAGAGAUUAUUUGAAGAAUUUCAUAAAGCUAAGUAUUGUAGGUAUACCUUUGUAUAUAACACCUUAAUUAAGGCUUAUGUAAAAGCUAAGAUUUAUGAUCCAAAUCUUUUGAAAAGGAUGAUUCUUGGGGGAGCUAGACCAGAUGCUGAAACUUACAGUCUCUUGAAAAUUGAUGAACAGUUUCGAACCUGAUUUUGAUUGAUCAUUUUUCACUAGUUAUAUGUAUCUUGUUGUCUUCCCAUUUACUAAAUAUGUAUCGAUUGCGGAACAAGAGCCAAUAAGAUGGAAGA